AUGAAUAACCAAGCAGGCCAGAUGGGCGGGUGGCAUGCCACAUGCUCGCCCGAGGACCGCCAAAAAGUGGUCCAUAUCUUGUCGGCAACUCUCAAGGAACUGAUGCCCUCUACAUACAAUGACCUUAAGGCUCGGGCAGAGGCCGAGAACUUCGAGAAAAUGGCCUUCCAGCGCCUGGGCUCGCGUGAGGAGUACAUGCUGUAUAUCCGGAAGAAGGUGACGCUGUUGCGCGAGCGGCCGCGUGCCAACGACGUAGGACAAAUGCCCAUGCUGGGCAAUCUAGGCGCAGGGAACAGAAACGCAAAUCCACAGAAUAACUUUUAUCCUCGCGACCGUCAACAGCAGCAACAGCAACAGCAGCAGCAACAGCAACAGCAGCAACAGCCUAUGCAACAGAUGCGGCCUCAACAGACCGCUCCAUCGGGCCAGGGCCAGAAUAUGCUGACUCAGCAGCAGAUUGCCAACUUAAUUAGAACUGGGCCUAUUCCCCCACAGUUGCUAGCCAAAAUGCCAAUGCUUCCGCCAAACGUCAACACCUGGCCCCAGGUGUUCGAUUGCAUGAGUAAGAAAUUGAUCCCUGCUUCCGCGGUGCCUGCCAUCAAGGAGGUUCAAGCAGCUCACAUCCAGCUCGUAUUCCGCCAGCAGCAACAACAACAAAAAAUGAAUCAGCUACGCAAGAUGAAUAACGACAAUCUGGGCGGCCCUAAUCUGCAGAGCAUACAACAGUCGUCCAACUUUCCCCAGAGUAACAUGGGCGGCAUUGGCAUGAACUCAAAUAUGAACAUGGGCAACAUGAAUAAUAUGGGAAUGAACAACAUGGGAAUGAACAUGUCCAACAACCCUAGUGCUGGAAACAUGGUUGGAGGUAUGAACAAUGGUAAUGGUGGCGGUAAUUCGGCUGGAAUGUCAAAUACCAAUAUGAACAAUAUGAACACUAUGAACUCAAACAUGAACAUGAACAACAUGAAUAACAUGAACAUGAAUCGUCAAAUGGGUAACAACAAUGGAAACUCCAUGAAUGGCACUCCACAACAGCCGAACACCAUGAUGCAACCGGCCACUUUUAUUCCUGGUAAGCAGCAGCCCAAAACAAUGGCAGGUCAAACUAUGGGCAUGGGAAUGAACCCACAAAAUCAGCUGGCUGCUGCAAAGCUCGCUAGUUCGUUGACUAAGGAAGAGAUCGAGAAAUACUCAAGGGAGGCCAUGGUUAAUUUAGCUCGUUUGCAACAAAAUGGCUCUAUUCUGCAGAAUUUAGAUCAGGCCCAGAAGCAGAGCUUCAUCCGUAGAUAUGUUUUGCAGCUCAAACUCAAAGCUAAUGCGGCUAUGAAUCAGGGUAUGAACCAGUCUAUGCAACAGCAGCAGCAGCAGCCAAAAAUGCCACAGCCACCACCGCAACAACAACAACAACAGCAACAACAGCAACAACCAAAUAUGAAUAUGAUGGGGAACUAUGGCUCGCAACAACAGUCCCAACAACAACAGUCACAUCCCCAGCAGACACAACAACAAAUGGCCCAGUCCAACAUGAACAAUAUGCAUGCGACAGCUCAACAGAACAUGCAGAGUCUUGCUCAAUCUUCUGGGAAUCCCAUGAUGACACAAAGUAUGAGGGGAGCCAAGGUGAAUCCAACAGGCCCCCAAAACGGAAAACCAACGCAACAAAACUUUGGUGGAAAUAAUCCAAAUCAAGGGCGGCCACAGGCCUCAGGAGGUCCUAUGCUGUCGUUCUUGCCGCCAAUGACCGAUGAGAUCAAACUCCGCUUGCAGAAUAUCAGUGCGGAGGUUGCUCAGAGUAAAGUUCCACUCAAGGAUGUCACAAUGCUCCUUUCGGAUGCUGAGAAGUUGAGAGUCAGAGACAUGAUGCAACAACUUCUUCAGCAAUACCAAAAUGCAGAUAACAUUCUUGGGUACUUCUACGUUCUCUCGGGAAAUGCAGAUGGGGCCAAAAGGCUUUUGCAGCUUAAACUUAUGACCAAAAACAUUUUGGAGAACCUCAGACAAGAUACAUAUCUUGCAGGACCGGAUCUUAUUGAAAAAAUGCGUCUUCAAUAUCAGAAGUUCACUGACUACGUGAAGGAGCAGAUUUUGGCUCGGAAGGCUCAACAAGAGGCAAUUAAGCAGCAGCCACAGCAACAUCUUAAUCAAAAUCAAAAUCCGCAAGGGCAGCCUGCACCACCAAUUCAGCAGCAAGGCCCAGCCCAGGGAAUGCGUGGUGCUGUUAAUGGUCAGUAUGCUCAAAACAAUCAACAAUACCCACAAAAUAUGUCCCAACUUAUGCCAGGUGGGUAUAAUAACUCUCAAAACAUAGCGCCCCCUGGACAACCACAACAAUCGCCACAAGUGCAAUCAAUGCAGCAUGGACAGUUUAAUCAACAGAAACCGAUCUCUCAGCAGCCGCCUCAGCAAUACGCUAGAGCCUUGCCAAAUCAGAACAUGCAGCCACAAAAGUUGCCCGGCGCUGCUCCUGGGCCGCGUCUUGGUUCAAGCCCUAUUCCUAUUCCCGGGGCUGCUUCUCCUGGCACUAAAUCUCAACCCUAUAAAGCUACUCCUGCCAAAAAGGCUACAACUACGGCCGCUAAUCGGAGAAAGAAUGCUAAGUCUUCAUCUGCUAUUCCCACACCUGCAAGCGCUCCUACACCAGCGACUUUGGCCAAUGCCAUUAAAACGCCCAACAACAUGCCUACGCCUCUGCUUCCUCAAACACACAGCAACAGAGGUACUCCAAAUGAAUCGUCGCCUACCAAUGACCUCAAAACCAUGUCGAUGGAAAAGGAGCCUUUUGUUGGGGAUGUCUUCGGAAGAAAUAGCACGGAUUUCCAACAGGCCAAACGUAGAGAGCUUUCUGAUGCAAAUCCAGAGAAGUUUUUCUUCUCUGCUCUUUCGAACUUGCUCGAGAUUGGGGAAGAGUUCGGCGGCAAAUCUGCCGAAGACAGCCAACUUCCUCUCAAAUCGCCACUUUCUCCAAAACACUCUGGAGAGUGGUCCGCCGAAAUCAAGCCGUUUGCUCUUGUUUCUGCGUUCAGACAAGUUGAGGCCAUUAAAGAUUUGACAUGUUCAGACAUUCUCUCGGAUUGUGCCGAGUUGGUCAAGCUUGAAAGCGCAGACAGAGAGGCCAACUCAGAAAGAAGCCUCAAGAGAGAAUUGGAAGAAGAGGAAGAUUUGGAUCUGUUGUUUGUUGACAAGAAGUUCGGGCUUGAGGAGCUGGCGUUUGGUGAGUGUGGGUCAUUAGUCGAGUUCGAUGACUGGAAAUCGUGGCUCACUAAAUUACAAGAGACGUGA
Molecule: messenger RNA, 3279 nt
Organism: Australozyma saopauloensis
Lineage: Eukaryota; Fungi; Ascomycota; Pichiomycetes; Serinales; Metschnikowiaceae
Gene: MED15
Product: Med15p
Exons: 1
Coding region: 1-3279 (1092 amino acids)
Biological process (GO): regulation of transcription by RNA polymerase II
Cellular component (GO): mediator complex
Molecular function (GO): transcription coregulator activity
Source: RefSeq, a predicted model, not a curated record